This is a messenger RNA of Drosophila subobscura, 932 nucleotides long. RefSeq lists its product as uncharacterized. Gene Ontology annotation, cellular component: membrane. The record is from RefSeq and is a predicted model, not a curated record. The coding region runs from base 34 to 897 and encodes 287 amino acids. The transcript is spliced from 3 exons. NCBI's taxonomy places the organism in Eukaryota, Metazoa, Arthropoda, Insecta, Diptera, Drosophilidae. Gene Ontology annotation, molecular function: ATPase activator activity. Gene Ontology annotation, biological process: membrane organization.
AGCCGCAUUGGAUUAGUUUGUUUACAAAUUAAAAUGUCUGCGCGACCGGGUCUUCAUAAAGUUAAGAAUCCAGAAAGCCCGAAACGAACUGCUCCGCAGUCUGUUGAUGCUGUUGACGAGGAGGAUAAUAAAUGCCCCUUCAAUGAAGACUUCAUUCGGGAGUCAGCUGCGAAUUUUGAGGAAGGUUCAUCGGGAGAGGAAGACAAGAACGAGACUGGCGAAGAUGUAGUGCCCGACAAGCAGAGGAGCUGGCACUUUUAUGGCAUUGGCAUCCCUCUAAUGAUCAUUAUACUGUCGAUGGCUGCCUGGUACUAUAUCUAUGCGGAGAAGAGCUGUGCUUUUAAGACGCAGCGCGGUAUCGAACCAAAGCAAUCGGAUAGAGUAUGGAUGGCUCUACAAAAAGGAAUUGAAGGGCUGAUCAACAAGCGAGAUCCGCGACCCAGUGUAUUCCUGUUUCUGCAUCAAGAAGAGGAACUAAAGACGCUCAUUGACGAAAUUGCAACUGAGGCGUCGCGCUGUUUUGGUGGACCGGGGAAGCCAGUACACAUGAACAAAGAUGACUUUGUACCGAAAAAUGGUGACUAUGGAUUUGCCAUUGAACAGUUUAAGAAGAAACUUCAAGAGGGCAAUGUAUUUCUCAUCGUCAACCUCAAUGAAAUUCCACCUAGGUCGGCACGGGCGUUGCACCCGAUUUGCGACACCUACAAUCCUAUUGCCGCGGACGCAGUCAUCUUUCUGACGCUGCACACAUCCAGCACAACAGACACUGGAAACUCGGUGGAACUGGCCAGGCAAACACUGUACGAGCUGUGGGGCACACAGCUGCAAGACAACGAGCUUGAACCCCUAAUUACGCGCGUCACCGAUCAGGUGCUUCAUCUAAACAGCACGGGCUAAAUUCUCAAAAUAAAUUUGUAUUAAUACAAAAAUAA